Messenger RNA from Hyaloscypha bicolor E, 2007 nucleotides. RefSeq lists its product as uncharacterized. Gene Ontology annotation, biological process: peptidyl-L-cysteine S-palmitoylation; protein targeting to membrane. Lineage: Eukaryota; Fungi; Ascomycota; Leotiomycetes; Helotiales; Hyaloscyphaceae. Gene Ontology annotation, molecular function: protein-cysteine S-palmitoyltransferase activity. The coding region runs from base 1 to 2007 and encodes 668 amino acids. Gene Ontology annotation, cellular component: Golgi apparatus; endoplasmic reticulum. The transcript has 2 exons. The record is from RefSeq and is a predicted model, not a curated record.
AUGGCUUCUCGAGACACUUCAACCACGACGCCGCAUGCGCCGAAUAACAGUACAAACCCAAACCCAGAGGUUGCCCCCCAGUCCGAAGCUGGCGAUGUAGCAAGUAUACUGUCCUCGCGAAUGAGCGAUAUUGCUUCAGAUGAUGGAGGAGAACACCCCGUGGAUCCGGCAAAUACAUCUACUGCUCAAAGUACCGGUCAGCGGCGAAGCAUACAAACAACUUCAAGGCCGAAUACGGGGGUUUCGUCACAACGAGGUGCAUGGCCUCAAGCAGCGCCUCCGUCCCGACGAGGUUACGUCUCCUCCAAUGCCACGCAACGAGGGAGCACACUUGGUAGUGUCUCUGGUUCAACCGCUGCGCGGCCACAGAGUGCUACAAGUCGAACUCACGUUCCCUCCUUGACCUCCCACGCCUUUUUCCGACCCAUGAGUUCCCAACGACUUCAAGCACAGCGUGGAGGCACCCGGCCGGCUGCCUUAGUGCAGCAGGGUAUGAGUGAAGAUGGAUCUGCGGAGGGUGGGAGCAGUGUGGCCAGGCAAAGCGUCAACUCGAAUCACACGGCUAGACAUGGCGAAGACGCUGAUGGAACUCGUCCUAUUUCUCGAGGGACUGAGAUGACGGAACAAGAGACGAUGGAAAGAGUGACGGCCAACACAAGUCCUACACACGGUCACCACCCUACCGGAAGUCUGUCUGAAAGCGUACGACCUCUCCAACGAAAUCUUGCCAAUGCCAAAGGACUCAGUCUUACCAUUGAUAAGAGUUAUAAAAAUGGAGGUGGAUUGCCAACUCCAUCUAAAUCACCACGUUCCUUCCGCUCCAGCUUUCUAUUACCAACAAGAGGUGAUGCUAUUCCGCAUAGCCCUAAUCGCAGCACGCAAGGGAGGGAAAAGUUAUCUUCCGUUGCAUCUUCACCUGGUUUGACACCAAUCGACGCGCCUAAACCUGCUCCAAAGCAGAAGCUUGGCGCUAAUCACCAAUACUUUACUGGUAAUACUGUAUUCUGGUUGGGAGGUCGACUCCAGAAUACUCGGGAAAAGCCAAUCAACAUUGCCACAGGAUUGUUCGUUGCUAUCCCCGGAGUUCUCUUCUUUGUAUUUUCUGCGUCAUGGUUCUGGCACAAUAUUUCACCCUCGAUACCCGUUGUAUUUGCAUAUGUUUUUUAUAUCUGCAUAUCUUCUUUUGUUCAUGCUUCGGUCUCAGAUCCUGGGAUUCUUCCUCGAAAUCUUCAUCCAAUGCCGCCUGCGGACGAGAACGAAGACCCUCUUAGACUGGCACCCCCAACGAACGAUUGGACCAUGAUCAAGUCCGCACAAUCUUCCACCGCUGCUAUGGAAGUGCCAACCAAAUACUGCAAAACUUGCAACAUCUGGCGUCCGCCUCGAGGUCACCACUGUCGAAUUUGCGACAACUGUAUCGAGACCCAAGACCACCAUUGUGUUUGGAUCAACAAUUGCGUCGGACGCCGAAACUACCGAUAUUUCUUCACAUUCCUUACCUUCAGUACAAUAUUGGGUCUCUUCGUCCUGGGUGCAAAUCUCGCCCAGAUCCUCGUCUACAUGCACCGACAACACAUCUCCUUUGGAUCCUCAAUAAACCAUUUCCGUGUCCCCUUCGCCAUGGUCAUCUACGCCGCUCUUGCUACUCCUUAUCCAAUGGCGCUGUUCGUUUACCACUUAUUCCUGAUGGCCCGAGGAGAGACAACAAGAGAGUAUUUAAAUUCCCACAAAUUCCUUAAGAAAGAUCGACAUAGACCUUUCACACAAGGAAGUAUUCUCAAAAACUGGUGGGUGGUUCUCUGCAGGCCUCGGCCACCGACCUACCUUCACUUCAAGCGCAAAUAUGAAGAAGGGGAUCAACGCUUUGGCGAAAGGAGAGGGAAGCGCGUUGCCCCUCUUACGAAAGAAGUACAGGGUGGAGGAGCUGGUGUGGCGAUGGAGAUGCAAGCCGUUCAGGGUCCCGAUCGAUCUUUCCAGGGUCCUUCCGCCCUAAGAGGAUCCAGAUGA